Messenger RNA from Spinacia oleracea (spinach), 1364 nucleotides. RefSeq lists its product as uncharacterized. The transcript is spliced from 5 exons. Lineage: Eukaryota; Viridiplantae; Streptophyta; Magnoliopsida; Caryophyllales; Amaranthaceae. Bases 190 to 1068 code for a protein of 292 amino acids. The record is from RefSeq and is a predicted model, not a curated record.
UCACUUCUUCUUCAUUCUCUCUCAACUUAUGCCAGUGAAGAACUAAUUGAGGAAUAUAUUCACGGUUUGGAUACACGAGGCGUUCAUUAUAUACGUCGGUUUGGUCCAACACUUCAGGAUGCGGGUUUCUUUUUUCCUCCUGAACUUGGAAUAUACAAGGCUUACAUUAGCGAGAUAGUAUUUUCCUCCAUGUUUUUAGCGUUUGUCUUGCAUUCAGAAGCAGUGAAGCUGAAAAUGCAGUCUGCUGUAGAAAGAGAAGGAACUCCUGGUGAUGCUGUCAAUUUGCAAACUGUCGAGAAUAUAUCACAGGGAGAUGCUGAUAUAGAUAUGGAAAUAGAUGAUACCAACAGCAUAGAAGAUACAAUCUUUGCAAUGAACAAUCAUAAAGACCAAUCAUCCACAAAGACCACAAGCUUAACUCUGACGGAGCUGGCUCAACAGAUGGCUGUUGAUGAUGAUGAUGAUGACAUUGUGAACUCUGUAUGUGAUAGCAGUCAUGUCUUCGUUGGGGGUUAUAAGGUAAAAUCUGAAGACUCGGGCCUCCUCGGCUCUAUUCUUUCCAAGCAUGGGGAUAUUGCUGAUAACUGCAAUUUCAAAACACCAUCAGUUCGUUCUCUGUUCAUACAACAUGUAUGUGACAUUGUUCAAACUUUGAAGAAGACUAGUAUUGCAUUCAUCACUACGAGUGAGCUUGAAAAGAUGGUAGCUGGCCUUAGUGAUAUUGAAGGAGCAUGUAUAGAAGUUGGAUGGCUCAAAGAGAGGCUCGUUGAGAUUUACGAAGCAAAGAAAGCUAUCCCUAUGCUUGGGCCAUCAUCCGAAUUGAGAAAGACUCAAACUGAACGGAAAUUCAAGAUUCAGUGUACAAAAGCACUUGUGGAAGAGUACAAGAGAGAGAUUGUUAUUAGAGAGGAAGAACUUCGCAAUUUAGAGGAAAAGUUGCGCAUGGAUGAGAGUGUACUUUCUGUUGACGAAGAGGAGGCUACGACAGCAGAAAUGGUGAUUGGUGAGUACAAGGACAAGUUGAGGCGCAUUGUGGAGUUAGGCUCCUUGCAUUGUGGUCUAGUAUGAUUGUUACUUUCGACAAACAGUCACAUUCGGGGUCUACACUCCGAGGAUUGCGCCUUAUGCGAGGAAUUUGAUGUGGUUCGUGAGCAAUGGGCUAAGUUUUUUACCAACAAGUAUUUAUUAUUGGCUUUAGCGCGCUUGAUCGAGUUGGUUUAGUUGUUAUAGAAUAAAUUUUAUAUUAAAAUGCAUGUUUAUGUUGAAAUUGGAACAUAUAUUUAAAUGUAAUAUGUGCACUUUGGUUUUGGGAUAUAUAGUAUACAAAACUCCAGUUGUUGUUUUUAUAUUUGUUAUACAGGUUG